UUAACUAUCUCGUUUUAAAAGAGAGAGAAGGAAUCUGAACGCGUAGCUAUUUAUCUUCUGGUAUGUACUCUUGAGAGAGUUAGUUACAGAGUGAAAACGAAACGAUAUUAUCAAUGCAAAUAUUUAAUUUCGAUAAAAUGUCUAAUACGUAAAAGUAAGGGUGUUUGUUCAAAUGACUAUUGUUUCACACUUCUUAAAGCAUAUUUAUAAAAAAAGAACUUUUAAAAAAGUGAAAGUGAUUGAAAGUAAAAUGGCAGAGAUCAAUGACAAUAAUUCGCUUCCGAAAAGUAUUAAAUUACCCCCAGCAGUUGAAGUAUUUGCUAAUUUAAAAAAUGCACAAAAUUUUGCAAUAGACAUUGGUUUAUCAUUAACAAAAAUAGCUUAUUAUUCAACAGUGAAUUAUAGAAAGGCUCUUUACGAUACUGAUCAAGAUACAGAGAAUGAGGAAGUGACUUAUAAAGUACAUAAAGGAGCAAGACUCCAUUUCGUAAAAUUUGAAACACGUCAUCUUGAAAAUUGUUUAGAUUUUGUAAAGGAAAAUUUAGUAAAUGCUGAAAGAUUCGAAGGAAAAAGUAUUAAAGUCACCGGUGGUGGAGCUUUCAAAUAUUCACAGUCAAUUCAAUCAAAGUUGGGUUUGUUAGUUGAUAAAGAAGAUGAAAUUGGCUGCUUAAUAAAAGGCUGUAAUUUUUUGUUAAAAAAUAUUUCUUGUGAAGCAUUUGAGUUUGAAAGACAUGGAAAUCCUGAGUAUAAAUUUCAGAAAGCUGGUCCCAAUAUUUUCCCUUAUCUUUUAGUAAACAUAGGUAGUGGUGUAAGUGUCUUAAAAGUACAAUCAGAAGAAGAGUUUGAAAGAGUUGGAGGAACUGCAACUGGUGGAGGAACAUUUUGGGGCCUUGGUUCACUCUUAACUAAUUCUAAAGGAUUUGAUGAAUUAUUAGAGUUAGCAGAGAGUGGAGAUCAUCGAACAGUGGAUAUGUUGGUAAAAGACAUUUAUGGAGGUGAUUAUCAUUUCCAAAAUUUAUCUGGUGACUUAAUAGCAUCAUCUUUUGGCAAAGUCUCAUCUUAUAACAGUUUACCGAUGAUGAAGAAUUUUUCUGAAGCGGACAUUGCUCGAAGUUUACUUUUUAUGAUCAGUAAUGAUAUUGGACAAAUAGCUAGUCUCUAUGCUUCAAUUCAUGGUAUGGACAAAGUCUACUUUGGAGGUUAUUUUUUAAGAAACCAUCCAGUUUCAAUGUAUACAAUUUCUUUUUCUAUCAAAUAUUUUUCCAAUGGUAAACUAAAGCCAUUAUUUCUACGUCAUGAAGGUUAUCUAGGGGCUAUUGGUGCUUUUCUUUGUGGUGCAGAGCAAGCAGAUCAGUACAGUUGGUUAGAAAAUUAUGCAGGAUCAUCAGGAUUUAAAGACUCAGUUGCAUCUAAUCUAGGAAUUAAAGUUGAUCAAUUAGAAAUUGAUCAAGCUGAAAAUACUGUUUCUUUUUGUCCUUUAUUAAGUGAUCCCGAAUCAUAUAAUCCUGAUACAACUGAUUUAGCUCAAGAUAAAGAAGCAAGAGAUUAUUGGCUUAAGUGUCUUGAAGGAUCAGUGGAUAAAUUUAUUGCUAGAGCAAUUGAUAGUCAACCACAAAGCCCAACAGCCAAAGAUCGAGCGAAGAAAUUAAAAGAGAAAUAUGUUAAUAGACUGCAUUAUCUUCAUAAUCAACCAUUUGCCUAUGGAACAUUAACUGUAAGAACAUUGUUGGAUACUAUUGAGCAUUGCAUGAAAGAGUUUGAUUUUCCGGAUCCAUAUUUAGAACUGAAGAAAGCUGAAAAUGAAGAAGCGUUAAGUUUUUUAAGAAAACGACUGGAUGAUUUAGAUAAACUGACUGGUUUAGAAAAAAAUAAAGAAUUAGUUGUCGGAGUAUUAGCGGGAAAUAUAUUCGACUGGGGUGCACGAGAAGUAGUAGAUUUAAUGGAAUCAUCAACAUUUAGAUUUGAAGAUGCUAAAGAAAAAAUUCCUGAGAGACCUUGGCUAGAAGAUAACUUGGAUGAAUGGGCUGUCAGAUUAGAGACUGAACCAGCACCUAAAUGUGCCGCAAUAUUUGUAGACAAUAGUGGAGUGGAUAUUGUUUUAGGAAUACUUCCUUUUGCAAGAGAUUUGUUACAAAGAGGAACAAGAGUAAUUUUGUGUGCUAAUUCAAUGCCAGCUUUAAACGAUGUGACUUAUCUUGAGCUUCAAAUAACUUUAAGAGAUGCUGCUAAAAUUUGUGAGAUUAUUAAAAAUGCACUUGAAGACAACAGAUUAAUGGCUAUGGAGACUGCUCAAGCUGGACCUUGUUUAGAUCUUAGUCGAUUAAACCGUGAUCUUUGUUUAGCAAUGAUCAAGUAUAAUGUUGAUCUCGUUGUUAUUGAAGGAAUGGGUAGAACUCUACAUACAAAUUUAUAUGCAAAAUUAAAAUGUGAGUGUUUGAAAUUAGCUGUCAUAAAAAAUCGAUGGCUUGCUCGCAGAUUGGGAGGUGAUAUGUACGCAGUUAUUUGUAAAUAUGAAAAACCAACAAUUUUGACAAAUCAGAUUUUGAAUACAUCUAAAGACAUUCAAGAGAUAAACAAACAUCAAUGCAAAUAAUAUAUCUUUAAUUAAUAAUGAAGAGAGUUGAAUGAGAGUUUGAAAUUUUUUACUCAGCUAUUAUUUUUAAUAAGUAAUAUAUAUAUAUAUAUAUAUAUAUAUAUACAUACAUAUAUAACAUGUGAAUCAAAAUCAUUAUGAAAAGGCUUAAAUAUUGACAGAAGAAUUUCAUACGAUUAUAAAUGCCUUUUUCGUCAUUUUUAUCAAUAAAUUCAAUGAGUUUUAAGUAGGAAAAAAAUGUAACUGUCUUAUGAUUAGAUGGAUAAAUAAUUGGAGUAAUAAUGACUCUAAGAUAUAGUUGCCUUAAGAAAAACAAAAACCAAAGAUAAUAAAAAAAUUUUAAUACAAAACUAAACAAUUUACGAGGUCGAUAAUAAAUCAAUAUUAUAAUAUGAGAAUGAUAAGAAAUUUUUAGUAAAUAUAAGACGGAUUCUCUGUGAUACUAAUUAUAUUAAGUAACAAAAUUUAUUAAUUCACGGAUUUAUCGAGCAAUAUAUAGUUAAAAAAUUUUUUUAUUACUUUAUAGACAGUAUGAAUUCUUAAAAAUAUUGAAAUUUGUUCAUGAAUACGU
This is a messenger RNA of Chelonus insularis, 3164 nucleotides long. Its product is annotated as 4'-phosphopantetheine phosphatase. Gene Ontology annotation, cellular component: cytosol; nucleus. The transcript has 9 exons. Lineage: Eukaryota; Metazoa; Arthropoda; Insecta; Hymenoptera; Braconidae. The coding region runs from base 173 to 2593 and encodes 806 amino acids. The record is from RefSeq and is a predicted model, not a curated record. Gene Ontology annotation, molecular function: ATP binding; pantothenate kinase activity. Gene Ontology annotation, biological process: coenzyme A biosynthetic process.